Molecule: messenger RNA, 3186 nt
Organism: Lepus europaeus (European hare)
Lineage: Eukaryota; Metazoa; Chordata; Mammalia; Lagomorpha; Leporidae
Gene: EIF4E2
Product: eukaryotic translation initiation factor 4E family member 2
Exons: 8
Coding region: 79-789 (236 amino acids)
Biological process (GO): translational initiation
Cellular component (GO): cytoplasm; eukaryotic translation initiation factor 4F complex
Molecular function (GO): translation initiation factor activity; RNA 7-methylguanosine cap binding
Source: RefSeq, a predicted model, not a curated record
GUGGCCGGGCCCAAGACGGAGGGACCCGGCAGAGCGGAAGUCACUCGGCGAAGCAGUGGCGACAGCGGCGGCGAGAGGAUGAACAACAAGUUCGACGCCCUGAAAGACGAUGACAGCGGGGACCACGAUCAAAAUGAAGAAAACAGCACACAGAAAGAUGGUGAGAAGGAAAAAGCCGAGCGCGAGAAGAGCCAGGGCAGCGGCAAGAGGAAGGCUGUUGUCCCUGGACCGGCAGAGCACCCCCUGCAAUACAACUACACGUUCUGGUACUCCAGGAGGACUCCGGGCCGUCCCACCAGCUCACAGAGCUACGAACAGAACAUCAAACAGAUCGGCACCUUUGCCUCUGUGGAGCAGUUCUGGAGGUUCUACAGCCACAUGGUGCGACCCGGGGACCUGACGGGCCACAGCGACUUCCAUCUCUUCAAAGAAGGAAUUAAACCCAUGUGGGAGGAUGACGCAAAUAAAAAUGGUGGCAAGUGGAUUAUUCGGCUGCGGAAGGGCCUGGCCUCCCGUUGCUGGGAGAAUCUCAUCCUGGCCAUGCUGGGGGAACAGUUCAUGGUGGGGGAGGAGAUCUGUGGGGCCGUGGUCUCUGUCCGCUUCCAGGAGGACAUCAUUUCAAUAUGGAAUAAGACUGCCAGCGACCAAGCCACUACCGCCCGCAUCCGGGACACGCUUCGGCGAGUGCUUAACCUACCUCCCAACACCAUUAUGGAAUACAAAACUCACACCGACAGCAUCAAGGCCUGGGAGGAGUUUCAUGGCCUGGUGAACAGCAGCGGCCGCUGAUCGGACGCUUCCCCUCUGUCUCUCACACUCAGGGGACAAUUCAAGCUUUCGAAAUACAAAAAUCACAUUGUGAAAGUACCCAAGCUGGCAAUAAUCCCUUUCUGUAUGUGUGUGUGUGUCCGAAGCGGAUGGCAGGCCUCCAGCCAGCCCUCCAUCUGCUCACGGAAGGGACGCCCCGAGCCAUGCGCUCCCCUUUUGCACUCGUUCCUGGAGGACGGACCCGCUAGACAGCCUCCAGCAUCGCUGACUGUAUAAAGCGGGAGCGGAAGCCGCGACUUUGCGCUAGACGGACGCUGUUUUAAAGGGGUUCUGGGGGGGCUCAGCCUUUCGUGUUGCUGUGUGCUGUCCAGGUGCCCCGGGCAUCCCGCCAUGCACGUGCGUCCCCCGCUGUCCCGAGGACGUGGUGACCGCGUGUGCAGGCCGGAGCCCCAGCGAGAGUUAGCAGUGUUAUGACUGCGCGCCCAGGAGAGGCCCAGAGUCGCUAGGAAUGCCUCUUCCGGCUUGGCCAUUAAAUUAUUGGGACAUUUCGGUUUCUUCUUCUCCCCUCGUCCCCUAAACCCACGACUCUCCAAAAACGUGUUGUGAAUGUGUUGACUGUCCCGGGUGUUGCAUUGUCUCCUGCCUCCUGCCCGCCUGUCUUCCCUCCGUGUGACUCUCCUCUUAUUGGGCUCUGCCAGGGGGCGUGCUGGGCUCACUGGAGCGGCUUCCAGGCUGGGCCUGGGUCAGUCAGACUGGCGCAGAGGCCAGUGUGGUUAGGAGCCAGCUUACCACGUGGGCUCCGAGUGUAGGGUUUGGAGCUGAGGGCAGUGCCAGCGGUCUCCCGUGUGUGCGCCAAGCCUGCUGCACUGGGUUCUUGCGUGCCCCUCACUGAGGGAGGGGAGCGAACGCUGGUGCUUGCCAGCUGUUAACACCUGGCUGUGUACAUUCAGUGACCUGGAAUGGAACACCUGAAGGGAAGGUGACCCUGGGGGACAGGCUCCUUGCAUGACAGCGUGUCCGCAGUGGUCCUCGUCGCCCAGCUGUGCGGCAGCACACGUGGGCCGAGCCAGGAUGCCCAAGCAGAAACCCUUGAAGGCUGCUGCAGGCUUCAGCGGUGACCGCUCGCUCAUCAGCAGAGCUGGGUGAUCUGACUCCUGAGGACUGGAGUCCGCGAGGGGGAGAGCGCACCUGGGGUUCCCAAGUAACGAGCGAGCGUCCUCCCGCAGCCUGAGUGGCAGCGUCGUACUCGGCUCCUGUGAGCGGAGAUCACAGUACCUUAAAUUAAGGCCUCUCUUUAACACAUAUCCCUGAAGGCUAGGGGACCCUCAGCCACCUGGUCUCGGAGAAGGCAUUCAGGAGGGAGAAGCAUUUCCGUAGCAUGUUUGUAUUACUCCCUUCCUGUUUGCCAGCCCCUGAACACCCUCUCAGCCCACUGCUGCAGGAUGCUUUUUCCCACAAAAACGAGACAGCAGGAGCCCCCAGGGAGGUGCUUCCGUGACAGGGGCGGUUAGGUCAGGUGGCAAGAUCUAGCUCCAGGAAUAUGAAGGAUGCUUGGUGGUAUCCAGGAAAUCGUGGGGCUCAGGCCAGUAGAGGCGCCACGCUGGCUUCACGGGGACCAGGGCUGCCUCCUGAGACUCGGUCACACCCGGGGGCCUUCGCGCUGCCUGAAACAGAUUUGCCGUGAGAAUUCCAGUGACAGACACUGGGGCUCGCCCUUGUGUGGGCAUCUGCCUGACCGCUGUGUGUGCGAGUGGCCAGCAGGCCUAGCGGUCAGCUGUAUUGUCCUUACUUUCGCGCUUUUUUGUCCUGUUUGUUCAGACUUUUGGAUUUCUUAUGUUUUCCAGAGCUGCUCAUGUCCCCCUUCUUUGUUGCUGUGGUAUGUGACAGUUACCUUUCCUGGCAGGUGCAUGUGCCCAGGGAGGGAUAGAGCGAGGGGUCCCACUGCCGGGCAGCGUCUAGGCCCAGUGUUCUCCUGGAUGCUCUCCCUGACGGCUGUGGGGGAAUCACAGUGGUCAGUUUGUCCACACCCCCCGUUUUCUAGACUAGCUUGAGCGCUCUUUGCCUUCAUUUUGACCCCACGGGUCUGCUAUGCCGAGCCACAGCACGGUUACUGUUGCCGUCUCCCCUGGUCUAGAGACAGGAGAGGGAGGCCUGCCGGGGCCCGUGGGACGGAGCGCAGCGUGGCAGGUUGCAGCCGGGAAGGGCUGCCCUCCAGGGACCCUCUGCUCUGUUCUGUGUGUGUGUGUUCCCUGGGACACAGGCAGGGGCAAUAAUCUUCCUCCCAGAGAGAAGCCCGUGGUCCACGCCGCUCCAGGAUGAAUUUCCGAGGUUUGCCCAGGAGGAGCAGAGGCUGUGCCAAGAGUGAUUUCGUGUCACACUGUCGGAGCAGUUGUCUGCUGCAGUAAUAAACGGAAGAUU